AUGGCGGGGAGCCCCGGCCCCCGCGCCCCCCGCACCUCGCCUUUCACACGCUGGCACCAGAGCCGUGGGAACGCUGGACGGCAGCUGGGCACCGGUGCCCGGCUCUACCCACCCCCAGCCCGGCCGACCUCGGAGAGGGGAGAGGAACAGGCUGCCCCCAAAAAAAGAUCCCUCCAGGAUGGGGCCCUAGAAAUCCUUAGCACUAAUUAUGAAUCUGGGGACAAACAAGGCAUUUGCAAGUCAAUUAGUGACAGAACUUUCCCAGGAAAGCGCUUCAUCCAGGCUCAACUUCAGACAGGGCCACAUGCUGGGUCAUCUUGUCCCUCCCCCUGCCUCUGCCCUGCUCGAAGCUCAGGGACAGAAGCCGCCCAAUGUUCUGCCAGCCCCUGUGUGGCAGAGGGUCCCAGAGCCCCGACGGGCAUGAGAGGCAGGAGGGCGAGGCUGCACUUUGCUGAGGCGCUCCGGGACGAUGGCUCAUCCCUAUGCAGGGGCCGCCUCCCCCACCCGGGCCUGGCCGCCAGCCCCUUUCAGGCGGUGGAAGACGCGGCGGCGGCAGAAGGGGAUUCUCACAGGCCGUUGGACAUUUGCAUAGCCCGCUCGCCCGCCCGGAGACAUUGGCCCGCAUUGUUCCCGGGAGGCGGCGGCGGCGGCGGGCGCACGGGCCGCGGCGCGCCGGGCGGCUCGGCGGACCCGGCUGGGAGUGGGCGGGAGGGCCAGACAAAGGAGACGGGCGCGCAGAACUGGGCGGCGGCGGGUGGGGGAGAUCCUGACGGUGGGAGAGAAAUAUCGGGGUGA
Molecule: messenger RNA, 795 nt
Organism: Rangifer tarandus platyrhynchus (Svalbard reindeer)
Lineage: Eukaryota; Metazoa; Chordata; Mammalia; Artiodactyla; Cervidae
Source: the annotation of a GenBank genome assembly